This is a messenger RNA of Aricia agestis (brown argus), 722 nucleotides long. RefSeq names its product chorion class B protein PC10-like. The transcript has 2 exons. The record is from RefSeq and is a predicted model, not a curated record. Lineage: Eukaryota; Metazoa; Arthropoda; Insecta; Lepidoptera; Lycaenidae. Gene Ontology annotation, cellular component: egg chorion. Gene Ontology annotation, biological process: chorion-containing eggshell formation; multicellular organism development. Bases 32 to 610 code for a protein of 192 amino acids. Gene Ontology annotation, molecular function: structural constituent of egg chorion.
ACCGUCACUCAACGUAAAUAAAAUAAUAACAAUGGUUGCUAAGGCCCUCCUCGUCCUCUGCGCUCAAGCGCUUGUCCUCCAGAGCAUCUCCGCCCAGUGCAUCGGAGCUUACCCAGCUCUGGCUGCAGCGCCCUGCGCCGCCGCCGCCCCACUAGCCGCCGCUCCCUGCGGUGCCGGCUACGCUGGAUUUGGAUACGCCGCCCCCGCUCAAGCCCUCGCCGCCUCCAACGGCCCCGGCCUCGCCAUCUCCAGCGCCUCCCCCAUCUCCCCGGUCGGCGUGUCCGUAGCCUCCGAGAACGCCAUCGAGGGCGCCCUCGCCGUCGCCGGAGCUCUGCCGUUCCUGGGCACCGUCGGUCUCGAGGGAGUGCUGCCCACCGCCGGCGCCGGUAACGUGGCCUACAACUGCGGCAGCGGCGCCGUCGCCAUCACCGCGGAGGACAUCGCCGCCGCUCCGUUCGGCUACGCCGCUGCCGGUCCUCUCGGCUACGGCGCCGCCGGUCUGGGCUGGGAGGGUGCCGGUUUCGGUUACGGUGCGGGUCUCGGCUACGGCGCCGGUCUCCCCUACGGUGCCGGUCUCGGUGGCUGUGGAUGCGGUGCUGCUAUCGUCUAAGUGCUAUUUCAGCCUACAGUUUCAACAUUAUGCCUUAAGUAAAGAAAAAUUCCACAAAAAAUACAUUUUUUUCUUAAAUAAACGUCUGAAUGCAAGACUGGGGCAGGAUGGA